Molecule: messenger RNA, 924 nt
Organism: Pelobates fuscus (common spadefoot toad)
Lineage: Eukaryota; Metazoa; Chordata; Amphibia; Anura; Pelobatidae
Product: taste receptor type 2 member 116-like
Exons: 1
Coding region: 1-924 (307 amino acids)
Biological process (GO): sensory perception of taste; G protein-coupled receptor signaling pathway
Cellular component (GO): membrane
Molecular function (GO): bitter taste receptor activity; G protein-coupled receptor activity
Source: RefSeq, a predicted model, not a curated record
AUGGAGACUGUUUCAGACAUUGUUUGGCUAAUACCAGUUCACAUUGUUGGACUGAUCGGAUUCACCCUGAACUCCUGGAUUAUAGCCGUGAACAUGAAGGACUAUCGUGCAGGUAUCAGACUGAGCCUCUGUGAUCAGAUUCUGACUCUGAUCGGACUGACCAACCUGGGCUUGCAGACUGUCCUGAGUGCAAACUCAUUCAUCAGUACAUUUAAAUCUAAUUAUAAAAUGUUUUUCCAAGAAUUCCAACUAACGAAGAUUGGGAUUCUUGUAUUUCUAACUACAUUCAAUCUCUGGCUUACGGUUUCGCUCUCAUCCUACUACUGCCUCAAAAUUGUCAAUUUUAAACGAGGAAUAUUCUUGACUUUGAAGAUGAGAAUCUCAACUUUUCUACCGAAGUUUAUGGUUCUCUCGUUUGUUGAAUCCAUCUUCAUAACAAUACCAUUUGCCUGGAAUGUCUCCCCACAGAUCUUAAACGACCCAAAGAAAAACUCUACAGAUAAUUCCAUGGAAUUUCAAGUAAUUUUAACAGUCACAUCUAACUAUUUAGUGGUUGUUUUGACAGGGACUAUUGUACCCCUGUUCUUCAUCCUUUUGAACAUUGGACUGACACUUACCUCACUUUGGAGGCACACAAAGAUGAUGAAGAAGAAUGACUUCUGCAGACACCAGUUAGAAGCCCACCGCAAAGCGGCCAGGACAAUAGUCCUACUGUUGCUUAUCUAUGUUAUCUUUUAUAUGUCAUGUGUCAUUAUCACUUUAUACUCAUUUAAUGUUGGUAAUAUCAUGAUGGUUUGGUUUUUGGUUUUAGCCUAUCCCAUGGCCCAGUCCCUAAUAAUAAUACUGGGAAACUCCAAAUUAAAAAAGGCCAGUAAAAUGACAGAAACGUAUCUGAGGAAUUGUGUAAAAGGUACAUUUAAAUAG